Molecule: messenger RNA, 513 nt
Organism: Staurois parvus
Lineage: Eukaryota; Metazoa; Chordata; Amphibia; Anura; Ranidae
Source: the annotation of a GenBank genome assembly
AUGGUGAAUAGCCGGACAUCGGAAAGCACCACGGCGGUCACCAGUAACACUUCCCCUCCCAAAGCCUGUGCCGGCUGUGGGGGGAAAAUUGCCGACAGGUUCCUUCUGUAUUCCAUGGAUCGGUAUUGGCACACUCGGUGCCUGAAGUGUUCCUGCUGCCAGGCUCAGCUGGGGGAAAUUGGCACUUCGUGUUACACAAAAAGCGGUAUGAUCUUGUGCCGAAAUGACUAUAUCCGGUUAUUUGGGAGCAGCGGAGCAUGCAGCGCAUGUGGACAGUCCAUACCAGCCAGCGAAAUGGUGAUGAGGGCACAGGGCAGCGUAUACCACCUGAAGUGUUUCACAUGUGCCACAUGCAGGAACAGACUUGUUCCAGGAGACCGAUUUCACUACGUCAAUGGCACCAUCUUCUGCGAACAUGACCGGCCUUCCGGUUUACUGAAUGGACACUUAAACAGUCUUCAGAGCAACCCGCUUCAGAGUAGCCCCAUGCUACCUGACCAGAAAGUGAGUUGA